AUUUUCUCUAAAAUAAGCAUGUCAAGUAGUUACCUCUCUGAUUCUUUUCCUUACGAAAACGAGGAUGAAGAAGAAAAUUUACACGAGGAGUCAGCCUAUAGCGAUGCCAUUAUGUUUGCCAUUGACUGUAGCGAAUCCAUGUUAACAGUGACAGACGGUGAAAUUCCAGUCAUUGUGGCAUUGAAAAGUGUUCGAAGUACUAUCCUAAGCAAGAUCGCAAGUAGUCCAAGAGACCAAAUUGGCGUCGUACUGUAUGCUACGAGGGAAAGUAAUAACUCUGCACAAAAAGACCAUAUUUGUGUUAUGUGUCCCUUGGAUGUUCCUGAUGUACCGCGUAUCAAGGAACUCGAUGCGCUUAUUCAAGAUGUAUCCAUGUUUAAGAUAAUGUACGGAUCAACUAACUUUCUUUUCCCCAUUGGGGACGUGUUCUCGGUUCUAUCUGAUGCCAUGUCAAAAGCUCCAAAGACCUCCAAAAAACGUGUCUUCUUGAUCACAAAUAAUGAUGAUCCAACAGGUGAUAAUCCUGUUUUUAAGAAGACUUCCAUACAGAGAGCAAAGGAUCUGUGUGCUGAUAAUACCAUUACCUUAUUUGGAUUGGAUACGGCUGAGAAAGUAUUUGAUACAAACAAGUUUUACAAGGAUAUCGCAUCAUUUGGUGAAGAGGACUUUGGAACUGGAACUAAAACCGGACAAUUGACGAGUUUGAUGGAUAUGGUAGAAACUAGCAGUAAACAACCACGAUCUGCUUUCCGAAUUCCGUUCGAAAUUGCGCCAGGUUUGACCAUUGGUGUUAAAGGCUAUAAUUUGGUCAUUGAAGAAAGAAUUCCUCACCCUAAAAAGUUUACUACAAACGCCGAGAAAAUCGAAGAGGUUGUGGUAGAAACGAGCUAUCGAUGUGUGGAUACAGGAAAAGCCCUUGCGACAACAGAUAUUAAAAUAGGGUAUGAGUUUGGAGAAGAAAUUAUUGAAUUUUCAAAAGAAGACAUUAGCAAACUUAAAACUGUUCGUGAUCCAAGUCUUCUAGUCCUGGUAUUCAAAAAGAAGACUGAACUGAAAGAUUACCAUCAAAUUUCACAUCCAUACUUCAUCUAUCCUGAUGACUCGAGCUAUAUUGGAAGUGCUAAAACCUUUAUGGUAUUAUUAAACACCCUAUUGAAAAAAGAUCAGAUCGGCAUUUGCUCCUUGGUGACGAGAAGAAAUACUAUUCCAAGGAUCGUUGCUCUUGUGCCACAGAUUGAGAAGACAGAUCCACAGGGAAAUCAAACACAGCCCCCUGGAUUCCAAUUAGUUAAGCUACCUUAUGCUGAUGAAAUCAGACCUGUCCCACCUGUCGUUACUCCUGUCAAGGUUAACGACCCUGCACGUGAGGCUGCCAAAGAUCUUAUUCGCAAAUAUGAAAUUGAGUAUGAUCCUUCGAAAUAUCACAAUCCAGCUAUUCUGAACCAUAAGAUUGCAGUUCAGAAUAUUGCACUUGGACGCGGACCUGAAGAAAAGCCAGUCGACACACUUCUUCCAGACUAUCAAUAUAUUGAACAUAAUCUUACAGCCGUAAUUGAUAACUUCAAGAACUUGGUUGGAUUGGAUGGCAUUACUAUUGCGGAUUUGAAUGACUAUGCUGCACCAAGUGGAUCCAAGCGAAAGUCGGCUGUUGGUGAUGAUGAUUCUCUUCUUGAAAGAAAGGCAAAGGCUUCUCAUUUGAAUAUUCCUGAAAUGUGGAAAGCAGGAUUAUUAACAAAUGCUACAAAUCAAUUAUUGAAAGACUUUUUGACAACAAAAAGUAUUCAACCAAAGAAACUCAAGAAAGAUUUGAUCACUCAAAUUGACGAACAUUUAUCAAAAACCGAAGGAAAGUAAGGGAACUGGCCUUCUACUGUUCUAACUGCAGCAAUUGUGUGUAUAAUAAUAAUAAAAGUCGUCCUUUGAAGCCAGUGAGUGUGGCUAAGCUUCAAAUAUUUUAAACACGUAAC
This is a messenger RNA of Mucor mucedo, 1967 nucleotides long. RefSeq names its product SPOC like C-terminal domain-containing protein. NCBI's taxonomy places the organism in Eukaryota, Fungi, Mucoromycota, Mucoromycetes, Mucorales, Mucoraceae. Gene Ontology annotation, cellular component: nucleus; Ku70:Ku80 complex. Gene Ontology annotation, biological process: double-strand break repair via nonhomologous end joining; telomere maintenance; cellular response to gamma radiation. Gene Ontology annotation, molecular function: double-stranded DNA binding; telomeric repeat DNA binding; DNA helicase activity. Bases 19 to 1854 code for a protein of 611 amino acids. The record is from RefSeq and is a predicted model, not a curated record. The transcript has 15 exons.